Molecule: messenger RNA, 1110 nt
Organism: Echinops telfairi (small Madagascar hedgehog)
Lineage: Eukaryota; Metazoa; Chordata; Mammalia; Afrosoricida; Tenrecidae
Gene: CNPY4
Product: canopy FGF signaling regulator 4
Exons: 6
Coding region: 77-802 (241 amino acids)
Cellular component (GO): endomembrane system
Molecular function (GO): signaling receptor binding
Source: RefSeq, a predicted model, not a curated record
GCACUUAAAGGGGCCGCUGCUCUGCCGAAGUUGGUUUGAAAGUAAGAUCUUGGCUGUUUGUAGACUGCGCUUUGUCAUGGGACCUGUGCGUCUGGGGACGUUGUUUUUCCUUGUGGUCGUGUUCGGGGCUUUAGCUGGGACGCCGAAGGAGGAGGACGAUGACUCAGAACGCUUACCCAGCAAAUGCGAAGUCUGUAAAUUGCUGAGCCUGGAGCUACAGGAGGAACUGAGCCGUACUGGCCGGUCACGAGAGGUGCUGGAGCUCGGGCAGGUGUUGGACACGGGCAAGAGGAAGAGACACAUCCCUUACAGCAUCUCGGAGACAAGACUGGAAGAGGCCUUGGAGAAUUUGUGUGAGCGGAUCCUGGAAUACACCGUGCAUGCUGAACGCAAGGGUUCACUGAGAUACGCCAAGGGGCAGAGUCAGACCAUGGCAACGCUGAAAGGCCUGGUUCAGAAGGGGGUGAAGGUAGAUCUGGGAAUCCCUCUGGAACUGUGGGACGAGCCCAGCGUGGAGGUCACCUUCCUCAAGAAGCAGUGUGAAACGAUGCUGGAGGAGUUUGAAGACGUCGUGGGAAACUGGUACUUCCACCACCAAGAGCAGCCGCUACAACAUUUUCUCUGUAAAGACCACGUGCUCUCAGCUGCAGAAACUGCAUGUCUAGAGGAAAGUUGGACCGGAAAGGAGAAGAUCACAGAUGGACAAGAGAAAACAGAAGAGGAGGAGGAACAUGAAGAAGAGGAGGAAGAAGAGAAAACCAAGUCAGCAGGCCACCCCAAGCAUGACCCAGAAGACCUUUGACUCUUCUUUGAGUCCCCAGGAAGGACGGGGUCAUGGAGAGGAACCUUCUGAGUUUUCCCUGCCCCACAGCUUUAAGGGCGUAUGUUGUGUGUGAGUGACCUGGCUCCGAGCUCUCAUCUGAUCCUAGGCAGGAUCCCAGUGGUGCAGCAGGGCGUAUUUGGGGGGAGGGGGAAAUAGCAGGUAGAAUCUUGACUCAACAGACAGCCCUCUGCCCACCAGCCCGCACCCUAAAUGCUGUGUGUGUGCUGAAGGAGCUAGAGUGUAUUGUUGGGCUGCUAAGCACAGGGCAGCAGUUCAAAACCAGCAGU